Molecule: messenger RNA, 1306 nt
Organism: Suillus clintonianus
Lineage: Eukaryota; Fungi; Basidiomycota; Agaricomycetes; Boletales; Suillaceae
Product: UV radiation resistance protein and autophagy-related subunit 14-domain-containing protein
Exons: 6
Coding region: 70-1299 (409 amino acids)
Biological process (GO): SNARE complex assembly
Cellular component (GO): endosome; lytic vacuole
Molecular function (GO): SNARE binding
Source: RefSeq, a predicted model, not a curated record
CCGCUCGCCCACUUCAAAGCUUCAGCUCAAUACCGUUACAGGGCCCUUCUUGAACCUUCUGAAGAUGCGAUGGAGUGCAAGAACUGUGAGCUGAGACAACGUCAGUACUAUUGUGCAAACUGUCUCAAAAACCAUCUACGCGAUUUCCGCCUUCAAACUCACCAUUUUUCCUCGGACAAAGUUGAGCAUAUUGCUCGUGCGUCUCGAGCAUUCAAAUCUAUCGAACCUGGUCGUCUCCUUCGUGCAAAGAUUGCACGAGCCGACCACAGCCUCGAUCAAUUAGCAGAUGAUCAUGCCAAAGUGAGAAGAGACUGCGAGAGCAAGCGCGACCGCCUCCGUACCCUACGAGAGACCCUUGCUCAGCGCAGACGCACACUUAACGCCGCACGCCUCCUUCCACCCCAAUCGCAAACGCUUGCCAAGGAGUCUCAGGAACUCUCUGUGCUGAGCCAAACGAUUGCUAGAGCACGUUCGGGCCUUGUACAAGAGCUCGUGGAGGUCUUUCACGUUGUCGAAUCCGGCGGACGGCCUGCAGUAGGCGGACGGCCAGGCGCUAGGGGAGAGUGGACUAUUGGUGGACUAGUUCUUCCAGUACCGGGAGAUGUUAGACGAUACCCACCGGAUCACAUCAACGCCGUGAUAACUUAUACCAUCCACUUUCUGGGACUUCUUACUUUCUACCUAGGCAUCAAACUCCCUUUUGAAAUUUCGUGGUCUUGCAGAAGACUCGGUGUUGGUAUGCCUUGGAUCGGAGCAGGACGAGGGAGUGAAUCCUGGGCAAAAUGGACGGCUAAACACCCUUUGCACCUCACCUCAAAUCCUCCCUCUACACCAUCUUCUCCAUCCUCCUCGCCGUCCCGUACUCCACUCACCUCGUUGGCCGACUCUGAAGCUCCAGAACAAGGGCCAGCACACAGCCAAAACCAAUCGUUCACGACGGGGCUUGCGAUGCUUCUCUACAACGUAUGCUACCUCGCUCAUACCCAAGGUGUCGAUAUUCCGUUGUCUCAGGCAGGUGAUGCAUUGAGUAAUUUGUGGGCUGUAUGUUGUAGCGGAGAACUUGGGCGUCGGUCGCACUCUACUGUCCCGCUCCUCUUGCCUCCAACCCCUGCAUCGUUCACGCUUGACUUUGCCCAGGUCCUCCAAGCUACUGCCGCUAGUCCUGCUCGAGCAGCACGAAUACGGCCGGGACGUUCAGCGCAAGAACCUGGCAUCGGCAGAACGAGGAGCGAACGUAUUGUGGAGGAGGAAGAUGGCUGGGAUGUAGUAGAGCUUGGUGGAGAAGAUGGAUUUGGAUAAAUGGACG